Molecule: messenger RNA, 1588 nt
Organism: Schizophyllum commune H4-8
Lineage: Eukaryota; Fungi; Basidiomycota; Agaricomycetes; Agaricales; Schizophyllaceae
Product: phosphoglycerate mutase-like protein
Exons: 11
Coding region: 44-1486 (480 amino acids)
Biological process (GO): dephosphorylation
Molecular function (GO): phosphatase activity
Source: RefSeq, a predicted model, not a curated record
UGCGUCCUACACAUCUCUUCUCCCUCGUCCCACCUUUAGCAUCAUGUCGCAGGUCCUCGGUGUCAUCGUCGUCGCCCGCAAUGGCGACCGCACCAAUCUCUACCAGGACCCCAAGUCCUAUGUGGCGUCGCUCGCGGAGACCACCGCUCUCGGCGAGGUCCAGUCGCACCAGCUUGGCCAGCUGCUCCGCCGCACGUACUUCGACCCGUCUUCGCCCUCGUACAUCUCGGGCAUCCGCAGCGACCUCGUCGACAACAACGAGGUGCAUGUGAGGGUCAAGGCAGGCACGGCGGGCACGGUCGUCUUCGACUCGGCGAUCGCGCUCCUGCAGGGGCUCUACCCGCCGACCGAGAAGAACAAGAUCGUGCUCGCGAAUGAGACGACCAUCGUCGCGCCGCUCGGUGGCUACCAGUAUGUGCCGGUCGAGACCGUCGAGCCCGGAAACGACCGUUCCCUCGAGGGGUGGACGGCCUGCCCUAACUUCCAGAAGCACGUCGACGAGUUCCACAAGUCGGAGGAGUUCAAGAAGAAGGAGAAGGAGGCCGCGCCGUUCUUCUCCGCGGUGCGCGACUUCGUGUUUGGCCGGCCGACGACGCUGGAGAAUGCGUGGAAUCUCUACGACUACGUGUCGACGCAGUACACGCACAACCGCACGUACGCGUUCCGCCUGCCGCCGAGGCUCGACGAGCAGUCGCGCGCGCUCGCCGACUGGCACGAGGCGGGCGUCUUUUCCGACAAGGCGCCCAACGGCAUCGGCAAUGUCGCCGGACGCACCCUGUUGCACACGAUCCUGCGCGCCCUUGAGCGCGUGUCGUUCAACCACGAUCCGCUCCAGUUCCUCCUGGUCGAGACCUCGUACCAGCCGCUGGUGUCGUUCUUCAACCUGACGGGCAUGGCAAACCAGCACCAUGAGCUGAAGGCGAUUCCCGACUUCGCCUCCGCCGUCGCCGUCGAGCUCCGUCGCGGCGCGCCGCCCGACAUCCGCGACUUCCUCCGCUUCCGCUUCACGAACGGCUCGGCUGGUUUCCACGACGUGCACCCGUAUGGGCACAAGGCGGACAUCCCCCUGACGGAGUUCAUCUAUAGGGCGGAGGGCUCCGCCAUCUCGAGCAACAAGCAGUGGAUGCAGGUCUGCGGCGCCAAGGACCUCGGCGGGCACGGCGGCGAGUGGACCGUCGGGCCCAACCUUACCGCGUCCGGAGCUGGUGCCUCCGCCUUUGGGUUCUCCGACGCCCCCGCCUCCGCCUCGGACUCGUGCGGCCUCGACCUUGGGCGCGCGCUCGGCUUCGAGCAGGCGCAGGACUGUGGCUUCGACCUCGUCCCGCUGCUCGCCGGGUUCGCGGUGGCGAUGCUCGCGCUGACCGCGCUGCUGUUCGGCCGCAGGCGCCUCGCGAGGCAGGCGGUGAGGCUGGAGGGCGAGGAGAGGUGGGAGGGAUACCGCGACGCGAAGGAGGUGCAGGUCGUUGUGCCUGUUAGCCGGGCUUGAGGAGGGAGGAGAGAUCCAUCGCCAGAGACGCUGGGCAUCAUCGUACAUACACGCGGACUCGACUAGGCGCCGGCGCUGGGUGAAGGUGUUGUUGUUUCUUUU